AAAUAUUAUUCCCGCAUGGAAACAAGAAGUGUCAGAAGACAAACACCUAAAGCCAUGGAAUUGUAUGAACAAUGUAGUAAAGAACUGUUUGGCAAAUAUAACAGAUCUGUAAGAGCUUUAGAAGAAUAUAUCUCAGGAAAUAGUGGCCUGUCCAUUAACAGUACAAUUUCUGUACUAAAUAAGUGUAAAGAACAAUGUAAAGGGUUACAUCAAGGUGUACAAACUGCAUACGCCGUCUACAUGAAAUAUUUAGAAGGAAUGAAGAUAGAAGAGAGUGAAAGAGAAAUUACAAGAUUGGACAAUUCUUUUGUUGAUGUCGAACAGAGGGUCCAUGAGUAUUUGGGAACAAUAAAGAAAAUCAAAUCAGAAAAGAUUGACACUAUGUCACAGUGUCCCAGUGAUUCUUCAACUCAUAGUUUAGUGGCUCAGAAAACUGCCCAAGCAAAGGCAGCUAAGGUGCAUGUUGAAUUUGCUGAAAAAGAGAUAGAAUUAAAGAAAAAACAAGCAAACAUUGAUGCCGAUUUGGAACUUUUAAAACUGAAACGAGAAGCAGCGGCACUCGCCACAGAGGCAAGUGAACUAACCAAUCUGAUGUUUGGUUCUCAGCAGGGUUCAGUUACGGAUUUUCAAAUCAAUGAAGAAGAUCCUACUUCUAAAGUUCGUAACUAUCUCAACAGUCAAAUGGGUGAUAACAUUCUCCAUACGUCCAAGAAAGAAACACCGAACACUGAAUCUAACGCCACAGCACAGUUUCUCUUAAGGAAGGAUCUGAUCUUGUCGAGGUUGACCACUUUCAACGACUCCUGUGAGAACUACCAAGCCUGGAAAGCAAGUUUUCAGUCAGUCAGCAAUGAGAUGGCUGUUAAUAGCAGGGAGGAGGUUGAUUUGUUAAUAAAAUACUUAGGUUCUGUUUCCAAGAAACAUGCAAUAAGCCUUAGAACAGCGUACCUGCACGAUUCAGAUGAGGCAUUAAGUCAAAUCUGGCUACGAUUAGACGAAAGAUUCGGAGCUCCUGAAAGUUUGCUUAAUUCCCUGACAAAUAGACUGCACUCUUUUCCAAGUUUAACAAAUAAAGAAAGAGCCAAGUUGUAUGACUUAUCAGACCUCUUACAAGAGAUCGAAGGACUUAUGUCAAACCCAAAGUACGACAAGACCCUGUCUUACUUUGAUUCUUCAAUUGGAGUCAACCCUGUGGUGAACAAACUUCCUCACAGCUUACAGCAAAAAUGGAUCACUCACGCAUCAACAUAUAAAGAAAACCAUUCUGUACCAUUCCCGCCAUUUCACUUUUUCGUGAGCUUUGUGAAAAAGUUCAGUGUUAUAUACAAUGACCCGAGUUUCAUCUACGAAACCCAGAAGACGAAGGAACCAAGUCAACAUAGGACUCGUGAUAUCCUGUAUCAGAGAGCAACAACCAAUGGUCGCGUAGCAGCCGCUAAAACAGGAAUUCAGGAUGAUAGUGAAUCUAGUGUGUCGCGUGAUAAGUGUUUAAUGCAUAAUGGUGCUCCGCAUUCUCUUGCAGAUUGCAAAAAAAUUCAAGUGUAUGUCUGAAGAAGAAA
Messenger RNA from Mya arenaria, 1559 nucleotides. RefSeq lists its product as uncharacterized. Bases 16 to 1551 code for a protein of 511 amino acids. The transcript has a single exon. Lineage: Eukaryota; Metazoa; Mollusca; Bivalvia; Myida; Myidae. The record is from RefSeq and is a predicted model, not a curated record.